Coffea arabica (coffee) is the source of this 477-nucleotide messenger RNA. RefSeq names its product phylloplanin. NCBI's taxonomy places the organism in Eukaryota, Viridiplantae, Streptophyta, Magnoliopsida, Gentianales, Rubiaceae. The record is from RefSeq and is a predicted model, not a curated record.
AUGGCUAUAAGGUCCAUUCUCUUCAUUUCCCUGGCGGUUGCUAUAAUGGCAAUCCCAAUUGCAGAAGCCCAAUUAGGAGGACUCAUCAGUGGCCUCCUUGGUUCUAUUAAUGUCAAAGGCAUUGUAUUCUGCACUCUUGAUGGCAACAUUGGCAUCAAUGGCACCGCUACCCCCGUUUUUUCGAAUGCAUUAGUGCAAUUGCAGUGCGGAAAUGGAGAUGUGGUGUCUACUACAACAACGAACAGCGCAGGAGUGUUUGGUUUUGUUUUGGAUCCUCUUCAAAUGUUACUUUCUUCUUUAACAACCAAUUGCAGCGUGGCUGUGAAGACUCCACUCUCAACAUGCAACGUCAACCUGCCUUCCGUCGGAGGCCUGCAAUCACCGCUCAAAUACGUGGGAGACACCGUUCUGGGACUUCUCAACAUCGCAAACUUGAUUCCUUCAGGAUUCCGACUUAUUCCUGGCCUCGCCAACUAG